AUGCUCUACGCCACGAUUGGGCUUCUAGGGAAGCAGUUUUAUGCCCUCGAAGGCAUUAACGCGGGCAAAGUCUCUAUCGAUGUAGACAAGGCGGGCCUGUACGCAGCGACAGUCGCACUCGUGUCUGCUAAAGGCCUUGGGCGGAUACAGAAAGACGGGACUGUGGCCAGACCAGGGAAAGAACUGGACAGGGGCGUAAUCAGCAAGACCUCCAUGAUUCAGUGA
Purpureocillium takamizusanense is the source of this 225-nucleotide messenger RNA. RefSeq lists its product as uncharacterized. Lineage: Eukaryota; Fungi; Ascomycota; Sordariomycetes; Hypocreales; Ophiocordycipitaceae. The record is from RefSeq and is a predicted model, not a curated record. The transcript has a single exon. Bases 1 to 225 code for a protein of 74 amino acids.